GCCGCAGCCGACGCCGCGCUGGCCCUGAAGCCCGGCCCGGCGCGCACCGGUUGUCCCCGCAGCCUCGCCCCCUGCCCGCACCCACCAGCCCUAGAGCUGUCACGAUGCUGCCGCCCGCGCACUCCAGCCUGGGGCUGCUGCUGCUGCUCCUAUGUCCGGCGCACGUCGGCGGACUGUGGUGGGCGGUGGGCAGCCCCUUGGUCAUGGACCCUACCAGCAUCUGCAGGAAGGCACGGCGGCUGGCAGGGCGGCAGGCUGAGUUGUGCCAGGCAGAGCCAGAGGUGGUGGCUGAGCUAGCCCGGGGCGCUCGGCUGGGGGUUCGAGAAUGCCAGUUUCAAUUCCGUUUCCGCCGCUGGAACUGCUCCAGCCACAGCAAGGCCUUUGGGCGCAUCCUGCAGCAGGACAUCCGGGAGACAGCCUUCGUGUUUGCUAUAACCGCUGCGGGCGCCAGCCACGCGGUCACGCAGGCCUGCUCCAUGGGUGAACUGCUGCAGUGCGGCUGCCAGGCGCCCCGUGGCCGGGCCCCGCCCCGCCCCCCGGGCCUGCCAGGCACCCCUGGGCCCCCAGGCUCCACGAGCUCGCCCGAUGGCAGCGCCGCCUGGGAGUGGGGAGGCUGUGGCGACGAUGUGGACUUCGGGGAUGAGAAGUCGAGGCUCUUUAUGGACGCGCAGCACAAGCGGGGACGUGGUGACAUCCGUGCGUUGGUGCAACUUCACAACAACGAGGCAGGCAGGCUGGCUGUGCGGAGCCACACGAGGACCGAAUGCAAGUGCCACGGGUUGUCGGGCUCCUGCGCGCUGCGCACCUGCUGGCAGAAGCUACCCCCGUUCCGCGAGGUGGGCGCGCGGCUGCUCGAGCGCUUCCACGGCGCCUCGCGUGUCAUGGGCACCAACGACGGCAAAGCUCUCCUGCCCGCCGUCCGCACGCUCAAGCCGCCGGGCCGCGCUGACCUCCUCUACGCAGCCGACUCGCCCGACUUCUGUGCCCCCAACCGGCGCACCGGUUCACCGGGCACGCGCGGCCGCGCCUGCAACAGCAGUGCCCCCGACCUUAGCGGCUGCGACCUGCUGUGUUGCGGCCGUGGGCACCGCCAGGAGAGCGUGCAGCUCGAGGAGAACUGCCUGUGCCGCUUCCACUGGUGCUGUGUGGUGCAGUGCCACCGCUGCCGCGUGCGCAAGGAACUCAGCCUCUGCCUCUGACCCGCCACCGGCCUCCCCAAACUGCGCGCGGAGCCGCCUCUCGGCACCUGCCGGACCUCCGAGCUCCAGCAGGGGGCGUUGCUUGGCCCGCUUUCCCCCCGGAGAAAGUCCGUCUCCCAGGCCUCCUGGAAACUGAGGGGGAAGGCGGGGUGCUUGGACUUAACGCCCGCUCAGGAAGGCCCAGGGCCUCGGGGGGGCUCCGAGAGGCGCUCUGAGGGCCUCUGGGGAAGACUCUACAGACCUUUUCUCUCCUUGGCUCCCAGAUGGAAACCAAAGAGCCAGUUUCUGGGCCUCUGGAAGCAGGGCUCCCCAGAACUGCUGGCUAUGGGGUGGGUGGGUGAGUUUAGUAUCAAUAAAGAUAUUUAAACCAGUA
Molecule: messenger RNA, 1572 nt
Organism: Sus scrofa (pig)
Lineage: Eukaryota; Metazoa; Chordata; Mammalia; Artiodactyla; Suidae
Gene: WNT6
Product: Wnt family member 6
Biological process (GO): canonical Wnt signaling pathway; neuron differentiation; multicellular organism development
Cellular component (GO): extracellular region
Molecular function (GO): cytokine activity; frizzled binding
Source: RefSeq, a predicted model, not a curated record